Raphanus sativus (radish) is the source of this 725-nucleotide messenger RNA. Its product is annotated as adenylate kinase 1, chloroplastic-like. Gene Ontology annotation, cellular component: cytoplasm; mitochondrion. The record is from RefSeq and is a predicted model, not a curated record. The coding region runs from base 126 to 644 and encodes 172 amino acids. Gene Ontology annotation, molecular function: ATP binding; AMP kinase activity. The transcript is spliced from 3 exons. NCBI's taxonomy places the organism in Eukaryota, Viridiplantae, Streptophyta, Magnoliopsida, Brassicales, Brassicaceae. Gene Ontology annotation, biological process: nucleobase-containing compound metabolic process.
CCAAAACUAAGAGCAUCAUUAACGCAGUAGCUUAGGGGGGUGCUUAGUGAUUUUCGAAUUAAAAAGAAAAAGAAAAUAAUGUAUUAAACUAAGCCACGGUGCUUAAUUAAGCGGUGGAAUAGCAGAUGCUUAGAGAACACGUGUCGUGUCGAGCACACGCGUUGAAAAAAAAGUCGGAAGUCUCUUCGUCUCUUCCUCUCUUCCUUUCUACCGGCUCUGUCUCUCCAAUGAUCGGACCUCCGUUUGGAUCUCUGUUCCAAGUCGAAACAGAGAAAAGGCACCUAGCUAGCAGACUGUUGACCCUUCUCGGUGUUCCUCACAUCGCCACUGGAGAUCUCGUCCACGAGGAGCUUGCUUCGUUGGGCCCUUUCUCCCGACAGCUAUCAGAGAUUGUAAACCAAGGAAAGCUUGUCUCGGAUGAGAUCAUAGUAAACCUAUUAUCAAAGAGACUUGAGGCUGGUGAAGCCAAAGGUGAAUCAGGUUUCAUUCUUUAUGGCUUUCCUCGAACCAUGAGACAAGCUGAAAUGCUGGGAGAUGUAACUGACAUCAGCCUAGUUGUGAAUUUGAAGCUACCUGAGGAAGUUUUGGUUGACAAAUGCCUUGGGAGGAGAAUGCAGCAAAGGUUUCAACGUCGCGCACAUUAACCUAAAGGGUGAGAAUGGGAAGCCUGCAAUCAGCAUACUGAAGAGGUUGUGAAAGCUAGGCUUCGUAUAUACAACGAAACC